Messenger RNA from Merops nubicus (carmine bee-eater), 1176 nucleotides. It is a transcript of the gene DCAF12, whose product is annotated as DDB1 and CUL4 associated factor 12. Gene Ontology annotation, molecular function: protein binding. The transcript is spliced from 5 exons. Gene Ontology annotation, cellular component: Cul4-RING E3 ubiquitin ligase complex. Lineage: Eukaryota; Metazoa; Chordata; Aves; Coraciiformes; Meropidae. The annotation marks the transcript as partial. The record is from RefSeq and is a predicted model, not a curated record.
GGUCACGGGAUGGUUCGAUGGGUCUCUGGGAAGUCACAGAGGACGUACUGUCCAAAAGCGAUGCCAGGCAUAAUCUCUCUCAAGUUCCUGUCUAUGCCCACAUAACACACAGGGCUCUGAAGGAUAUCCCCAAGGAGGACACCAAUCCUGACAACUGCAAAGUCCGAGCGUUGGCUUUCAACAGUAAGAACAAGGAGCUGGGAGCUGUGUCCUUAGAUGGCUAUUUUCAUCUUUGGAAAGCGGAGCACACGCUAUCAAAGUUACUUUCCACGAAGUUGCCAUACUGCAGGGGGCACGGGUGUUUGGCUUAUGGUCAGGAGUGGUCAGUGUAUGCAGUAGGAUCGCAGGCACACGUCUCCUUUCUGGAUCCCAGGCAGCCUUCUCACAACGUGAAAUCCGUCUGUUCCAGAGAGCGAGGCAGUGGCGUUCGAUCCGUGAGCUUCUACGAGCACAUCAUCACAGUGGGAACGGGGCAAGGUUCCUUGUUGUUCUACGAUAUCAGAGCCCAGAGGUUCCUGGAAGAGAAGCCCCCACGUGCCUGCUACGGACAGAAGCUGAAAUUGCGAGAAACUGAUAUUUUGAAGUUGACUACUGGGAAAGGCUGGCUGAAUCAUGAUGACACCUGGAGGAAUUAUUUUUCUGACAUAGAUUUCUUCCCAAACGCUGUUUACACCCACUGCUACGACUCGUCUGGAACGAAACUCUUUGUGGCAGGAGGCCCCCUUCCAUCAGGACUUCACGGGAAUUACGCUGGUCUCUGGAGCUAAUGAUAACUCUUUAUAAAUGCUGUUCUUUACACAGUUUUACACUUUUAUUUUCCUUUUUUUAACAACGGAAUUGUGUGAUGCCAUUGAUUUCUGAUUUAAAUGCAAGCUAUCUUUUGGCAGAGUUUUCUGUUGGUCUCCAACAGUUUUGUACAUCUUUUUAACCAAUUUUUUGCUUUAACUUCCUUGAUCCUUUUUAUGAAGAGUUUUUGAAAUCCCUUUUUAUUGUACUUACUCCAAAUGACCCUUCCCCCAGAUUUAGGCUGUCUUGGCCUUGUGCCCCCUCCCCUACUUUGCUGUGAGGUAGGAUUUCUUUCUUCUGGAGUGGUUGCUCUUAGGCUUUCUGUGAAAGUCUAGGGGCUGCAUGUGUGCAGGUACUUUGUCAGUUACAUUACCUGGAGUGAGGACUACU